Corticium candelabrum is the source of this 1812-nucleotide messenger RNA. RefSeq names its product ATP-dependent DNA helicase pif1-like. The transcript has 2 exons. Gene Ontology annotation, molecular function: DNA helicase activity. Lineage: Eukaryota; Metazoa; Porifera; Homoscleromorpha; Homosclerophorida; Plakinidae. The record is from RefSeq and is a predicted model, not a curated record. The coding region runs from base 1 to 1812 and encodes 603 amino acids. Gene Ontology annotation, biological process: DNA repair; telomere maintenance.
AUGGUCAAUCAAUUCAAGUGUGCAACUUUCAGAGAAGCUUGCUCGAUAAGGGGUUUGUUGAAGGAUGAAGGUCACUGGAGCGCAACUCUAGAAGAAGCUGCUGUCAGUCGCUCUCCCCGCAUGCUGAGAAAUCUGUUUGGCACUAUGAUCGUCACGUGUGGGCUGGGAAACCCAAAAAGUCUGUGGGAUAAACACAAAGAGAGCUUAGCGGAAGACAUACUACUUGAGGUGCGCUAUCACAAUCUUAGCCAAGGACCUUGCUUCAACCAAGCACUCAUACUGCUGGAAGACAUAGUUAUUAGAUUAGGAGGCCACGAGCUUAGAACGUAUGGUCUGCCGUCACCUCAGAGAGACCAGCAGGUAUGCAAUUGCAGAGACUUGAUCAGAGAGACCAACUAUGACCAAGAUGAGCUUACAGCGUACGUAUCAAGCAACGAACCAUUACUGAUGCCAGACCAAGCUGCGGCUUAUCACGUUAUCCUAGACAACAUGCAGAGUGGAUCUGGUGGUGUUAUCUUUCUAGAUGCACCUGGUGGCACAGGCAAGACGUUCCUCCUCAACCUUUUACUUGCUAAGGUGAGGCAACAAAAGAAGAUUGCUGUUGCUGUUGCUUCAUCAGGAAUUGCCGCAACUUUGCUUACCGGAGGCAGGACUGCCCACUCAGCUUUCAAACUUCCGUUAAACUUGGCACAUACGGAGACGCCAACCUGUAACAUCGCUAAGGGUACAGGAAUGGCCACAAUACUAAAGCAAUGUCAGCUGAUUGUGUGGGAUGAGUGCACAAUGGCAAACAAGCUGGCGCUGGAGGCUCUUGAUCGCACGCUAAGAGAUAUCAGAGAGACACAACAAACAGCUUUUGGCGCUGUAACCGUUUUACUUGCUGGUGAUUUUCGGCAAACUCUGCCAGUCAUACAGAGGGGAACCCCGGCAGAUGAACUUUCAGCUUGCCUUAAAUCUUCUUUUCUAUGGCAGCAAGUCCAAACUCUCACCCUGUCUACUAACAUGAGAGUGUAUCUUGAAAGGGACGCAACAGCGGGAGAGUUUUCAUCGAUGCUGCUAUCAAUUGGAAACGGCGAACUGACUGCUAAUGAGAGCGGACUGGUAACCAUACCACCCGGAUGUGGAGAAUUAGUUAACGGUGUAGAGGCACUUAGCGGAAAAGUCUUCCCCAACUUGGCUGUAAACUACAAGAACUACAAGUGGUUGUGCGAGCGUGCCAUCCUUGCACCAAGAAAUGACAUGGCCAGCAAAAUCAAUGAAAAACUUCUUAUGCAAUUGUCUGGAAAAGAACAGCUGCUAAAGUCUAUUGACACAGUUGUAGACAUGUCGGAUUCUGUGCAGUAUCCAACCGAGUUCCUAAAUUCCUUAGACCUUCCUGGCAUGCCACCGCAUAAUCUUAAAUUGAAAGUGGGGUGCCCUGUUAUGCUUCUCCGAAAUCUGGAUGCUCCCGAUCUUUGCAAUGGAACACAACUCAUCAUUAAACAGAUUUUGCCGCACGUUCUUGAAGCCACCAUACUGACAGGACAAGCUCAAGGAAAAGACAUCUUCAUACCAAGAAUACCACUCAUACCAUCGGACCUUCCCUUUCAAUUUAAACGACUGCAGUUUCCACUAAAAGUUUGCUUUGCAAUGUCCAUCAAUAAAUCACAAGGUCAAUCAUUGAAAGUUGUUGGGUUAGACUUGCAAACACCUUGCUUUUCGCACGGGCAACUAUACGUUGGGUGCUCAAGAGUUGGCAGACCUAGCAAUCUCUUUAUCAACGCACCGGAGCGAAAAACAAAAAAUGUAGUAUAUCAUAGCGCGUUGCAGUGA